GUUCCGGUUGCCACGACGACGGCGUCGUUCCUUGCGGGCGGGGCCGAGCUAGCGGCGCGGCGCAUCCUGUGCGGGCCCGGAGCCGCCCUUCCCCCUCCGGCCAGCGCCCCGGGCAGCCCCCCGAUGCCGCGGAAGGCGCUGGUCUGCGCCCUGGAGCUGGAGCUCCGCUCGAUAACUUGCCCUGGAGUAUUGCUGAAAGACAAAAGUGAGCUCUAUCUCAGCGCCUGUGUUUUUGGACAGUACAAAAGGACUCAAUGUGUCCCUGCAGCAUUUCCACUCUUCUUAGAAGAGAAACUAGUAUUUGAAAAGGUAUUUACUGAUGUAGUUGAUCCUGGAGAACUUGUUGAGCUACUUGAAUUUGACACAGCAGUACUUGAACUAAUACAACUUGUUCCUCCAGUGGGAGAAAUUCUAGCCACUUAUGAAGAAAAUACAAGAGAUUUCCUGUUCCCUGACCCUAAGCUUACUCGUGGGCACCAUGGUUCAGAUCGUGAAGUUUUAAUGAAGCGGUCUUCUAGUUUUACAGGAAUUGCACCAAAAUUGAGAUUUUCUACCAGCUCCCUUAUUACAGAAAGCCUGUUAAGUUCAGGAAGGAUUCAUGUACAGGAUAAUUUGGAUCGGGUGCAUCAUUCAGCACCAAAUGGAAGAUUACAAACAAGGUCACCAAAGAAAAACACCCCUUCACCUGAGAAAAACAGGCACUGCUUAGCAACAAAGAACUAUGAGCAGCCCACAAUAGCUUCUAAAUCACGAUCUCCAUCUCCAUACACAAAAAGACGAAUGUGUGAGCUAUCAGAAGAAGCCAGACAACGACUGGCCCAUUUAAAUCUGGGGCCUUUUGAAUUCAGAAGAGAAACUGAUAAACCUCCAUUUGUAGUUAGACAUAUUGAACAUCCGAGCCCCACUGUUGAUGUUCAUACUUGGCGUCCUACCAGAGACAGUGGACGAGAAGGUUGGUCCAGGGUAUCUUUUGAUCCUUCUCUUCUUGGCAGUUAUAGACCCAAGCAUACUAAAAUUAUCAGGUCUCAUCAUGGGAAAGACUUAGAUGGCUCUUCUGACAGCUGUGAUGAGCACCCUAUCUCGGGUACUGCUACUAGGCAAUUUCGUUCUACUAGUUCAUUAAUACAUUCAGCACCCUCCUCAUUGCAGAAACAUUCCACAAGUCCUGUACUAAACCGUUCUUCUCUUAGAGAAAGAUUUAACUUUGGUUGGUCUACACCAGCAAAUGGAGAAGAGAUCCAUAAACGAGUGAAAAACAUUUUAAGGACACACAGUGCUAGGCAAAGGCUAACAUUUGAUGAGAGUAACUCAUCGAAAGGAGACUCAAGUAAGACAAGAGACAUUUCGUGUAAAGACUCAUUAUGUGGCAGUGAACUACAGAGCAGCUCAUCAGCUCAGCAGAACACCACCGUUCACUUGGAUAAUGGUGAAUAUUGGUCCAACCGUGCAGCUGUGUAUAAAGGAAAACCCCACAGAGCUAUCUUUGAAGACAGCCUGGAGAAAAUAUACAGAAACAUGUACAAAAAAGCUUGUGGCACCAUUUCAAAAAGAAAAAUACACUCCUGAUAGCAAUACAACCAGAAGUGUACAGUGCACAAGGUUACUAUUUUUAAUGAGAAUUAUUUUUGUGUAACAAAUAUUUGUACUCUAUUUUUUAACAGGGAAUGUUCACUGGGAAGAACUCUUACGGGCUAGUGGGGUGUUGAGGCUGGGACCCCAAAAGCAAAAUGUUAAAAUAAAAAGAAAAUCCAAAACAAUUAAAGUUAAGCAGGCGCAUUGUUCCCUUAAGAAGCUAGGAUGGUGCUAUUUCACCCACCCCCUCUUCGUCCUUUUCAGUUCUGAAGCAGGCGCUGAGUAAAGUGGAUGUUCCUAUCCAUCAUCAAUGCAGGCUUUGAUUGCAGCCAACUCUGUUUUAGUUAUUAGCAAUUUAAAUAUAAGUGCUUGAAAGUGAAACCUGCCCCAGUGCUUAAAGAGCUAGUGAGAUGAUCAUAGUACGAUACUGUCUGUUUGGGAUUUUUUUAGAAGGACAAUGUCUGCUCAUUCCAGGUGUAGAAAUGGAGAAGGGAAAAAUUCUGAUAGUGACCCUGUAGCUGUGUUGAAAGUGUUUCUCAGCAGUCUCAGCCAUGAAAUUUCUAUUAACGUCAAGCUCUUUUGAAAAUAACUAUCUAUAUAUUGUAAGAAAACAUCUCUUCUUCUUCAUGCAUCCCAAUGUAACGAUCUCUAAAAGUUUCCAGGAUCAUUUUCGGAGCUCGUCAGCUAAAGCCAGAUGCCCCAUGCAAGCGUUAUGAAGUCCCUGCAUCACAAUCCCACCACAUUUGGAGCCCAUCCUUACUAGCCUGCUGGGGAUGUAUUGGCAGAAAUUGCAUUUUUCGUUAAAGGCCACCAAAUGUUCGGCAGUAGUUGGAAGCUUUCCCAGGAGAGGGAACCUUUUCAGCCUCACAUUGAACAGCUCCCACAUUAACAGACCAGGGCAAGCUGCCCAUCUGAGUGAUUUAAAAGGGCAAGCAUGUCCAUCUCCCGCUUGUUUCUCCCAUUUCAAAAGGAAAUAUGUAUCCUGGCGCAUUCGCUACAGAAGCAGGCAGCUGGGACAGAUUCAGUUACACUAGUGCCAUCUUACAUCUUGCUUUUGGACAAAGGAUAAAACUAGUUGUACAGAUGGCAGAAAUCUAGGACUGUAACCUGCCAACAUACGGGGAUAGACUAAAUGUUGGCCUACUGCAAUCCGUGCUUUAAUACUAAGAUAACCUAAUUGAUUUAAGGAAGCAGCCAGUGAAUGAGUAAGUCAGGUAGAGAACAUAUUGAAAAGCUGUGCAACGCAGCUUCAGGAAAGGGGGCUUUUGAAGGAAAUGUACUGAAUACAGGCAUUUUUGCUCCUGGUAACAGCUAAACCAAUUGCUGGAUUAACAGCUCCGUGUUCCUGGCCUUGAUCAUGCUUGGCCCUUGCAGUGCUUUAGAUUUUCAAAGUGCAAAAUAAAGAUUAACCAGUUAUUUAAUCCUCACAACUUCCUAUAAUGUAG
Messenger RNA from Mauremys mutica (yellowpond turtle), 3017 nucleotides. RefSeq names its product spermatogenesis associated 6 (gene SPATA6). Bases 124 to 1566 code for a protein of 480 amino acids. The record is from RefSeq and is a predicted model, not a curated record. Gene Ontology annotation, biological process: motile cilium assembly; spermatogenesis. The transcript has 13 exons. Gene Ontology annotation, molecular function: myosin light chain binding. Lineage: Eukaryota; Metazoa; Chordata; Testudines; Geoemydidae.